GUGUUAAAGACAGCUGCAGACAAACACAACUUAACACAUUAAUUACUGCGAGGUCCCUGUCUGCAGCUGUCGUCUGCAGUUUGGGGGGCUCACAUGGACUCCCCUUCUUGACUGUUCCAGAAGAGGCGUGAAGCCCUCGGAGGAGCUGGCGUCAUUCUUACCCAGAGAUGAAUAACCGGAAGCGCAGAUCGGUGUUACUGGCGACACUGGCAGCAAAUGAAUAGUUCUCUGCGGUGAUUGUUAUUCUACCUACCUGGGAAAUACACAUUCGAGGAGGAAAAGUUCAUUUUCAUUGUUGAUCAGAGCUGUUGACAUCGUCCACAGAAGAAAGCUCGGGAUCUGCACCGCGUUUAUAGAUCCCUACCUGUCGCGGAUUAUGAUGCUGGACUUUGACCCCUAUGCUCUGGUAGAAGCUUUCUAUUAUAAAUGGAAGGCAAUAAAAGUUGCAGUAUUGGAGAAGCCUCCACCCUAGGGCUUAGAGAAAGCCUUUUCUUGUGCAGGAGGCUAACAGUACAUUCUGAAGGUGCAGGAUGAAAAGAUGGCACAACUGCUUGUACCGCCAGGACCAGACAGCUUCAUCCCGUUUUGUCGCGAGUCUCUCGUCGCUAUCGAGAAGCGGAUCGCCGAGGAGAAUGCCAAGAGGCCCAAGGGGGAGCGGCGCAAUGACGACGACGACGAGAACGGGCCCAAGCCCAACAGCGACCUCGAGGCCGGGAAGUCGCUGCCGUUCAUUUACGGGGACAUUCCUAAAGGCAUGGUCUCCACGCCCUUGGAGGAUCUGGACCCAUUUUACAGCAAUCAGAAAACCUUUAUAGUAUUGAACCGAGGGAAGGCAAUCUUCCGCUUUAACGCCACUCCUGCCUUGUACAUCUUAAGUCCCUUCAACCCUCUUAGGAGAAUAUCAAUUAAAAUUUUGGUACAUGCAUUGUUCAGCAUGCUAAUCAUGUGCACUAUCUUGACCAACUGUGCGUUUAUGACCUUGAGUAACCCUCCAGAAUGGACGAAGAAUGUAGAGUACACAUUCACUGGAAUAUACACUUUCGAAUCUCUUAUAAAAAUUCUUGCAAGGGGCUUCUGUGUAGGGAAGUUUACCUUCCUAAGAGACCCCUGGAACUGGCUGGAUUUCAGUGUUAUUGUCAUGGCAUAUGUGACAGAGUUUGUGGACCUGGGCAAUGUCUCUGCACUGAGAACAUUCAGGGUUCUCCGAGCCUUGAAAACUAUAUCUGUCAUCCCAGGCCUGAAGACCAUUGUGGGUGCCCUGAUCCAGUCGGUGAAGAAACUCUCGGAUGUUAUGAUCCUCACCGUCUUUUGUCUAAGUGUCUUUGCACUAAUAGGGCUGCAACUCUUUAUGGGUAAUUUAAGACAAAAAUGCAUAAGACUGCCAAUUGAAAAUGCCACCUCAGACCAAGGAGAUUUGAACAGGACGUUGGACCUAAAUGUGACCGAUUUCAAUUUAACGAGCACGUUCAACUGGACCGAGUACUCCAACAAUCCCGAGAACCAUUAUUUCUUACCAAAUCGAAGAGAUGCUCUGCUUUGUGGGAAUGGCAGUGAUGCUGGGCAGUGCCCAGAGGGAUACCUUUGCAUCAAAGCAGGCCGUAACCCGGACUACGGAUACACAAGCUUUGAUACGUUUGGCUGGGCCUUCCUGUCUCUCUUCAGACUGAUGACUCAGGACUACUGGGAGAACCUCUACCAACAGACACUGAGGGCUGCUGGGAAACCAUACAUGAUCUUCUUCGUGCUGGUGAUCUUCCUUGGCUCCUUCUACCUGGUCAACCUGAUCCUGGCCGUGGUGGCCAUGGCCUACGACGAGCAAAACCAAGCCACCAUGGAGGAGGCGCAGCAAAAGGAGCAGGAGUUCCAAGCCAUGUUGGAGCAGCUCAAGAGACAGCAAGAGGAGGCGCAGGCCGCGGCGGCAGCAGCGGCGGCGGCCAUCAACGAGAGCGGGGAGUACAGCGGGAGAGCGGGACUGACGGAAACGUCGUCGGAGGGCUCCAAACUGAGCUCCAAGAGCGCCAAAGAGAGACGCAACAGGCGGAAGAAGAGGAAGCAAAGGGAGGAGCAGGAGAGGGGAGAGGGCGAGAAGUUCCGCAAGUCCGAGUCCGAGGACAGCAUCAAGAGGACCAGCUUCCGUUUCUCCAUCGAUGGCAACAGGCUGUCCUACGAGAAGAGAUACUCGUCCCCGCAUCAGUCACUCCUCAGUGUCCGGGGAUCCCUCUUCUCCCCCCGGAGGAACAGCCGCACCAGCCUCUUCAGCUUCCGCGGCCGGGCGAGGGACGUCGGCUCGGAGAACGACUUCGCCGACGACGAGCACAGCACGUUCGAGGACGCCGACAGCCGCCGGGGUUCCCUGUUCGUCCCGCGCCGGUCCGAGCGCCGCAGCAGCAACAUCAGCAUGUCCUCGCACGUGCUCCUGCCGGCCAACGGCAAGAUGCACUGCGCCGUCGACUGCAACGGGGUGGUGUCCCUGGUGGGCGGAGCCUCCGUGCCCACAUCACCUGUCGGACUCCUUCUGCCAGAGGUGACAGUAGAUAAGCCCACUACCGAUGACAAUGGCACAACCACAGAAACAGAGAUCAAAAAGAAGAGGUCGGGCUCCCAGCAGCCUUCCAUGGACUUUUUAGAGGACCCAGUUGCCAGACAACGAGCACUGAGCGUUGCAAGUAUUUUAACAAACACAAUGGAGGAACUUGAAGAAUCAAGACAGAAAUGCCCACCCUGCUGGUACAAGUUCGCAAACACCUUCCUUAUCUGGGACUGUUGCCCCAUGUGGCUGAAGAUUAAAGAAAUUGUCAACCUGAUUGUGAUGGACCCAUUCGUAGACCUGGCCAUCACCAUUUGCAUUGUAUUAAACACCUUGUUCAUGGCUAUGGAGCACUACCCAAUGACACAGCAGUUCAACAGUGUGCUGUCGGUGGGGAAUUUGGUGUUCACAGGGAUUUUCACAGCCGAGAUGUGCUUUAAAAUCAUCGCUCUGGAUCCUUACUAUUAUUUCCAAGAGGGGUGGAAUAUAUUUGACGGGAUCAUCGUCAGCCUAAGCUUAAUGGAGCUGGGUCUUGCCAAUGUGGAAGGGCUGUCUGUCCUUAGGUCAUUCCGAUUGCUGAGGGUGUUCAAACUAGCCAAAUCCUGGCCCACGCUCAACAUGCUCAUCAAGAUCAUCGGCAACUCGGUGGGUGCCCUGGGAAACCUGACUCUGGUGCUGGCCAUCAUCGUCUUCAUCUUCGCCGUGGUGGGCAUGCAGCUGUUCGGGAAGAGCUACCGGGAAUGCGUGUGCAAGAUCGACGAGAACUGCACGCUCCCGCGGUGGCACAUGGUGGACUUCUUCCACUCCUUCCUCAUCGUGUUCCGCGUGCUGUGCGGCGAGUGGAUCGAGACCAUGUGGGACUGCAUGGAGGUGGCGGGCCAGACCAUGUGCCUCAUCGUCUUCAUGCUGGUCAUGGUCAUCGGCAACCUGGUGGUGCUGAAUCUGUUCCUGGCCCUGCUGCUCAGCUCCUUCAGCGCGGACAACCUUGCGGCCACGGACGACGACAGCGAGAUGAACAACCUGCAGGUCGCGGUGGGGCGAAUCCACCGCGGCAUCGACUACAUUAAGGCCACCCUCCGCCGCUUCUUCCUGAGCCUCUGCUCCCAGAGGAAGAAGGUCCUGGACGAGAUCAAGCCCCUGGAGGAGCUCCAUAACCCCAAAGAGAACUGCAUCUCUAACCACACGGGCGUGGAGAUCACCAAAGACCCCGAGUACGGAAACGGCACGGCCAGCGGCCUCAGCAGCAGCGUGGGGAAGUACGUGAUCGACGAGAACGACUACAUGUCCUUCAUCCACAACCCCAGCCUCACCGUCACCGUGCCCAUCGCCGUGGGUGAGUCCGAUUUCGAGAACCUCAACACGGAAGACUUCAGCAGCGAGUCGUCAGACAUCGAAGGCAGCAAAGAGAAGCUGGCCGAUCACCAGAUGAGCUCCUCGGAGGGGAGCACCGUAGACAUCAGGCCCCCGGGAGAGGGAGGGGAGUCGGUGGAGCUGGAGCCCGAGGAGUCCCUAGACCCUGAGGCGUGUUUCACUGAAGGCUGCGUGCGUAAGUUCCAUUGUUGCCAAGUGAGCAUCGAAGAAGGCAAGGGGAAGAUGUGGUGGACCCUCAGGAAGACGUGCUUCAGAAUCGUGGAGCACAACUGGUUUGAGAGCUUCAUCAUAUUCAUGAUCCUGCUGAGCAGCGGGGCUCUGGCUUUUGAAGACAUAUACAUUGAGCAGAGGAAGACCAUUAAGACAGUGCUGGAGUUUGCUGACAAAGUCUUCACCUACAUCUUCAUCUUGGAGAUGCUGUUAAAAUGGGUCGCUUACGGAUUUGUGAAAUACUUCACCAAUGCCUGGUGUUGGUUGGACUUCUUGAUUGUUGAUGUCUCUUUGGUGAGCUUGGUAGCCAACGCCCUCGGUUACUCGGAGCUCACUGCCAUAAAGUCCCUGCGAACCCUGCGCGCACUGAGGCCCUUGCGAGCGCUGUCACGGUUUGAGGGGAUGAGGGUGGUCGUCAACGCUCUCCUCGGGGCCAUUCCUUCCAUCAUGAACGUGCUCCUCGUCUGCCUGAUCUUCUGGCUGAUCUUCAGCAUCAUGGGCGUCAACCUCUUCGCGGGGAAGUACUUCUACUGCGUGAACACCACGACAGAUGAGAAUUUCCCCACACACAUCGUCAACAAUAAGUCCGACUGCUUGGCCCUCAACGAGAGUGCUCGCUGGAAGAAUGUCAAGAUCAACUUUGACAACGUGGGGGCCGGCUACCUUGCUCUCCUGCAAGUGGCAACAUUUAAAGGCUGGAUGGAUAUCAUGUAUGCAGCUGUGGAUUCCCGUGAUCUGGAAGAGCAGCCGGAAUACGAAGUGAACCUCUACAUGUACCUGUACUUCGUCAUCUUCAUCAUCUUUGGCUCCUUCUUUACUCUCAACCUGUUCAUUGGUGUCAUCAUCGACAACUUCAACCAGCAGAAGAAAAAGUUUGGAGGUCAAGAUAUCUUCAUGACCGAGGAACAGAAGAAAUACUACAAUGCAAUGAAGAAGCUUGGAUCAAAGAAACCUCAGAAGCCAAUUCCAAGACCAGUGAACAAGUUCCAGGGGUGUGUCUUUGACUUCAUUACGAAGCAAGCCUUCGACAUCGUCAUUAUGAUCCUCAUUUGCCUCAACAUGGUCACCAUGAUGGUGGAAACGGAUGACCAGACUGAAGAAACGGACAACACACUUCACUGGAUUAACCUGGUCUUCAUUAUCCUCUUCACUGGAGAGUGUGUGCUGAAGAUGAUAUCACUCCGCCAUUAUUAUUUCACCAUCGGCUGGAACAUUUUCGAUUUUGUUGUCGUCAUCCUAUCAAUCGUUGGCAUGUUUCUUUCGGAAGUGAUUGAAAAGUACUUUGUUUCCCCGACCUUAUUUCGAGUCAUCCGACUUGCGAGGAUUGGUCGCAUCCUUCGGCUCAUAAAGGGUGCUAAGGGAAUUCGCACGCUGCUGUUUGCCUUGAUGAUGUCACUUCCUGCCUUGUUCAACAUCGGUCUCCUGCUCUUCCUGGUCAUGUUCAUCUAUGCUAUAUUCGGCAUGUCAAACUUCGCCUACGUCAAGAGGGAAGCCGGCAUCGACGACAUGUUCAACUUUGAGACAUUUGGCAACAGCAUGAUCUGCCUGUUCCAGAUCACCACGUCUGCGGGCUGGGACGGUCUGUUGGCCCCCAUCCUCAACAAAAGAGAACCUGACUGCGACAGUCAGCAGGAGCACCCCGGCAACACGUAUUCGGGUAACUGCGGCAACCCGUCGGUGGGAAUCUGUUUCUUUGUGAGCUACAUCAUCAUCUGCUUCCUGAUCGUCGUCAACAUGUACAUCGCCGUCAUCCUGGAGAACUUCAGCGUGGCCACGGAGGAGAGCGCCGAGCCGCUGAGCGAGGACGAUUUCGAGAUGUUCUACGAGGUGUGGGAGAAGUUCGACCCCGACGCCACGCAGUUCGUGGAGUACAACAAGCUGUCUGACUUCGCCGAUGCCCUGGACCCCCCGCUCCGCAUACCCAAGCCUAACAAGAUCCAGCUGAUCGCCAUGGACCUUCCUAUGGUCAGCGGCGAGAGGAUUCACUGCCUGGACAUCCUGUUUGCCUUCACCAAGCGUGUCCUUGGAGAGGGCGGGGAGAUGGAUGCCCUCCGGGGCCAGAUGGAGGAGCGCUUCAUGGCGUCCAAUCCCUCCAAGGUAUCCUACGAGCCCAUCACCACCACGCUUCGCCGCAAGCAGGAGGACAUGUCCGCCGUGAUCAUACAGAGAGCCUUCAGACGGUAUCUCAUCCGGAGAACUGUUAAAAGGGCCUCCUACAUGUACAGGGAGAAGAUCAAAGCGGGGGUGAACCUACAGGACAAGGAGGUCCUGGUAAUAGACAAAUUCAAUGAGAAUUCCACCUCGGAAAAAACCGACAUGACCCCCUCCACUGCGUCUCCACCCUCGUACGAUAGCGUCACAAAACCUGACAAGGACAAAUACGAAAAAGACAAGAGGGAAAAAGAGGACAAAGGCAAGGAUGUCAGGGAGAACAAGAAGUAGGACAAUGGAAAAGAUGCAACUCAGACAUUCCAUUUACUGGACAAAUUGUUUACAGCCCCCGGAGGUGACAUAUUUGUGUCAGCUGGACUCCGUUUUUGGUGUGGAGAUCUAUGCCAAACUGACAGUGACAGUACUUAAAUCUAAAUUUAAGGUCAGUGCCUAAAAUGAGGCAGUGACCCAUGUCAGACUGUGAACAGAAAUGUUUGGGGGGGGGGAUUUGGACUUAUUCCAGCUGACAACGUGGAUCAAGUCAAAAUGGUGGCUCUGAUUGUGACCAGAUAACUUUUUUGAGUGUUGUUACAAUCUUAAACAAUUAAGUAUACUGUAACAUCUUCUGCAGCUAGUACUACUACUGCUAUAUCCAGUGUCUUGCAUUUCAACUGCCAUAUUAUUUUAUGUUCUUAUUUUUCUUAUAGAAAUUUGUUUUUAUUCAUGUUGUUUUUUAAGCUCAUCAGUUGAUUGUAUGACUAUUUUUGUAAAAGGGUUUUUUUCUGUAACUGGGAGGGGGGUUAGUGAACAGCUUGAAAGGUUAGAGGACCAGAAACUAUCACUGCGGCAACCACAGUGUCCAGGUUUCUGCUGAAAAUUUCUUGAAAACAUUUGCUGUUCAGACUGAAAGCACGCUUGCCCGUCAUACAUAAAUGAUGUCACCAUCACUGGAGCGCGUCUGCUCUGUCCUGUGCAGAGUUUCUGGGCAAGAUAUCUUGGUGGUGCUUACGAAUCAUAUUUUUUGGUGAAUCUGGUGAAUAUGUAUGUGCCUAUUCUUCAUCCCUUUUCAUGCUGGUUUAAGUCAAGAGGGGGUGGCCUGCAAGCGUGCUAACAACUUUAAGUGCAAAUGAUACAAACCUUCAGUUCCAGAACAACCACCAGCCCCCAAUAUCAAUGACCUACUUAACGCCACACGCACAGUCUCAUGGGUCUUCUCUCCUGAGAACAUUGUACAGCACAUAAUGUGGAUGAAGUGCAUUUUUUAUUUUGUUUUGUUUGCUUAUUAUCAAUCAAUUCAUAGACCACAGUAUUCAGUAGCCAUCUCCAGCUCUGGGUAAGGUAUCUCCCCAGGUUGUAUAUAUAGUUGUUUUCUUUUUCGUUUGUUUUUUUUUUGUGUGUUUGUUUUUUACCUGCUGUAUGUUUGAGCAAGCAAAGGCCACAGUAUAGUAGCUUCAGAUAUGUACCACCUGGUCUAGUCUUUAAGCUUUUGCCAGUUGAGAUGCUGUAUUCUAUAUCAUAUGUGCAUCCUGUCCUGCCAUGCAUGUUUCUGUUGCUGUUUUCCCUGCUGCGUCAUGCAAAAAGAAGUGUUCAGAUUCAAAAUGGUGUCUUCUGUGUCACUGCUACAAUCAGCAGAAACCUUACUUGGCAAAGCCUCUAUUUCUCCCUGUCACCAAGCAAUACUUAAUUGCUUCUCCACAGUCAGUCCCGUUCGUUUCCUGCUCUCAACAAAAAAAUGUCCUAUCAUUAUUUUUUUCCACAUAACGAUAUUGUCUUCUGUAAGGACAGAGAGGAGAUCGAAAAUGCAGAAGUCAAUAUCCAGUACAAUGUUUUCCACUCAAGCUACAAGAAGUUUGGUGGUUCUUUUUCUCUCCAUGUUAAAAUGAAUAUUGUAAUAUACUCAUUUUUAUUUUUCAACCAUUGUAAAUAAUAUAAAAUAUGGCCACAUGGUCUGCACCAGAGUCACUUUUGUUACUUAGAAUCCACUGCACUUUUUUCAUUCAAAGACUUCCACUUGAGAACUGAGCAGGAAGUGCAUUACGCUUUUGACUGCUGGAUUGUUUUUUUUUUUGUUUGUUUGUUUUUUUGUUUUUUGUAGACUGGGGUCACAGUAGACUUGCUGUAUGGUAAUAAAUAUCUAAGAGAAUUAAUAUUUAUGAUUCAGAUGAUGCACUGUCUUAAGUGUGGCUAUCAAAGAGGGGCUGUGUAGGAGUCCUCAGUUUCACAUACAUUUGUUUACAAUUUUCUAUUUCAGUUUUUAUUUUUCAAAAUGUUCACUCUGCACAAAUGAUGUAAGGAUCCACUGUUUUUCUUUCACAUGAGCAUUACAAUGAACAGGUUUAUAUAUGUACAUAAAUAUAUGUACAUGUAUGUAUAUAUGUGUGUGUAUUAUAUUUCAUAUAUAGACUGUAUAUGCAUAUAUAGACAUGUGUAAUAUAAUACGCAUACGCACAUAUAUAUGUACAAGCUUCAUUCGAUAGCGGCCAUUUUUAUUAUGCUUGUAGAGUAUUAGUAAACUGCAUGCAAGUUAUUGCAAUUAGCCCAUCUGACAGUAAAUUUCAUUAAAAAGCCAAAAGAAUAAAUGCUACAUGUUUAUUGUACCUCA
Messenger RNA from Anguilla anguilla (European eel), 8861 nucleotides. RefSeq names its product sodium channel, voltage-gated, type I-like, alpha (gene scn1laa). The transcript has 28 exons. Gene Ontology annotation, molecular function: protein binding; voltage-gated sodium channel activity. Gene Ontology annotation, biological process: sodium ion transmembrane transport; neuronal action potential; membrane depolarization during action potential. Gene Ontology annotation, cellular component: voltage-gated sodium channel complex; axon; plasma membrane. The coding region runs from base 539 to 6550 and encodes 2003 amino acids. NCBI's taxonomy places the organism in Eukaryota, Metazoa, Chordata, Actinopteri, Anguilliformes, Anguillidae. The record is from RefSeq and is a predicted model, not a curated record.